Messenger RNA from Adineta ricciae, 1524 nucleotides. The record is from the annotation of a GenBank genome assembly. Lineage: Eukaryota; Metazoa; Rotifera; Eurotatoria; Adinetida; Adinetidae.
AUGCCAACGAUCUACGAUAUUCAACGCGAAGAAACCUAUACCGGCGAACCACGAACGAUCUCGAGCUAUGAUGCAUAUAGUUCAGGAGAUACGGCUGUCGGCUACAUGUCCGCAAUAACACCACGGCAAGUUAUAGUCACUCGGCCAGUGAAGACUCUAGGUGGUGGAAAUCGCAGUGUAACAUCGAAAAUGACCGUGUCGCAGUCGAUGUCCAGUAGUGCCAUGCCGUUACGAAGUGCCAGUGUCGGACAUUUGGCGUUGAUUCCGUUCAACAGUCAACGUACCGAAGAAAAACGACAACUUGCAGAAUUGAAUGAUCGGUUUGCAGAGUACAUCGGCAAAAUCCGUUACUUAGAAGCUGUCAAUCGAAAACUCAGCCGUGAUCUGGAUAAUAUUCGAAAUAAGAAGGGCAUUGGCUUACAACGCAUUCAAGAAAUCAUUGCGCGUGAAAAACGCGAAGCUCAAGAUACUUUAAAACGUAUGGACGAUGACAUACGUUCUGGUCAAGGCAAACGCCAAGAAGCCGAAGCACGUUUAAAGCAAGCUGAACAACGUUUGGCCAAUGCUCAACGACCUGAUCAAAUCAAUGGUGCAAAAGAUCAAUUACGGCAAUUACGAGAAAAAAUUCUUGAUCUAGAGAAAAAAAUUGAACUGAUUCGAAAAAUCAUUGCCGAUAACGAUGAAGAAAUUGCUCUCUACAACGCGGAAUUGCAACGAAUUCGUGCUGACAUUGCUAAUCUUAUUACUGAAAUAGCAAAUGAAGCCACGCAAAAGCAAUUACUUAUGGCAGAAAAAGCUGUUCUCGAACAAGAACUGAAAGCAUUGGACACAGCACAUAAAUUCGAUGUUGAACAACUUCGCUCGAAAGUGGCCAUCGCAAAUGUUGAUCCUGCACCUUUCUUUGAGAGUGAAUUGACAAAUGCUAUACGUGAAAUACGUAAACAAUUCGAAAAUAUAACUGAUCAACAGCAACAACAAUUACAAAACUAUUAUCAAGCAAAAGUGAGUGCUCUGAUUGAAUAUCAUCAACCAAAACAACCUGUUGAAUCUCAAUGGCAAACGGAAAAAAUCCGUGAGAUCACGCGUAGUAUUGCGGAUAUACGUGGCCGAGUAAACAAUUUACAAAUGGAAAAUCAGGAUCUCGAUCGGCAAAUAGCGGAUAUACGUCAACAGAUUCAGUCGUCUACAUAUCACGAAGAUCAACAUUUGCUCAAUGAACAAAAACGCUACCGGGAAGAGAUUGAUCGUUUGAAAGGUUAUAUCAACGAUUUAGAAAAAUACCGCACAACAUUAGAGGAAGAAAUACGUCGGUAUCGAACGUUAUUAGAAGGUGGCACUAAUCAAGUCGGUCUCCGGCAUUUCGCUGAAGAAGCGGAGAAAAUUAUGCAUCGAGGAAGAUCUUUAUUAGAUUCGAUGAAUUUACGCUUAAUUAAGAAUUCAUCUCUACCAAGUAGCUCACAUAAUGUUCGUGAAGUAACAUACUCAAAAACGUAUUCCUCUGCUGGCAAUGGUCUGAAUGGCUAA